Plasmodium inui San Antonio 1 is the source of this 438-nucleotide messenger RNA. RefSeq lists its product as hypothetical. Lineage: Eukaryota; Apicomplexa; Aconoidasida; Haemosporida; Plasmodiidae. The record is from RefSeq and is a predicted model, not a curated record. The transcript has 3 exons. The coding region runs from base 1 to 438 and encodes 145 amino acids.
AUGGUCCACUUGGAGUUAUCAUUAAAUUCAGAGAAGGCGCCAAAAAUUGGAAUGACGUACAACUUAGUGUUAAACUAUGUUCACAUUUUCCUUAUAGUACAUUUCGGAAAAUCGAGAGAGAAUUCGUCCCAGCAAACGAAAUAUCACCCCGCGAACGAAAGUGACACCCGCAACCGGAUACGAUCCAUUGGUCUCAUGCCAAAAUUCAAAGCCUUUCGGGUCCUAUCAAAUAUGCUCUUACUCGGUACAGCAUUAUACAUGGCUGCCCACCGAUUCCUUGGUCCGUGUCUCAAAACGGGUGGGUUAAGAAAGUUCACUAAAGUUGUUAGGAUUAUCAUAAAAGGUAAAAAAAAGAAAACAAAAGACUUAAUUUUUUACUAUUUAAAUGGUUCCUCAGUAAAUAGGAUAUAUAAUUUUCCUGGGGGGAAAAUCAAGUAA